Messenger RNA from Uranotaenia lowii, 534 nucleotides. RefSeq lists its product as uncharacterized. Bases 1 to 534 code for a protein of 177 amino acids. The transcript has 2 exons. The record is from RefSeq and is a predicted model, not a curated record. Lineage: Eukaryota; Metazoa; Arthropoda; Insecta; Diptera; Culicidae.
AUGACCAGCGAGCUGAAGGAUCUAAAAAAGCAGGAGAGGCAGAUCAAGUCUACUUUCGACGGUGUGAGGAAGUUUUUGGACCAGUUUAAGACAGAAAAACAUGCAGCUCAAACUGCCACCCGACUGGAAAUGCUUGAAACAGCCAUGAAAAAAUUCUACACUGUGCAACAAAAAUUGGAAAUCGUGCAAGAAGAGGAAGAUGAGGAAACCAAAGAAUCCCCCGAGCAGCACUGCGAACGUCAACAGAAACGUGACGAUGCCAGUGCACACUGCAGCCUUCCGGGAACCAAUUCUCGUGUGAAGCUGCCUGAGAUCCGACUUCCUAGCUUCGGAUGCCUCACUCGUGAGUGGGUUACCUUUCGGGAUACUUUUCGGAGCUUGAUCCAUUUGAACGAUCAACUAUCUACUAUGGACAAGUUCACGUAUCUCCGAUCUUCGCUAACUGGGGACGCCUUUCAGGAAAUUGCUUCGGUGGAUGUGACAGCAGCAUUAUUCCGUAGCAUGGGAUCUUCUCCAAAAACGCUACGAGAAUAA